AUGGAACAGCAGCAGCCUUUUCAGCCGCAACCCAUACGGCCUCAGCCCAUGCAACAGCCGCCGCAGCAGUACGGGCAGUACGCAGUGGGACCGCCUCAGUACCAAGGCCCGUGUCAACCGCUCCUCCCUCCCUCGACCAGCUGCCGGCCCAGCAGGCACUCGUGCGCGGUCAAGGCGCUGGCGAUAUUACAGGUCCUUCUAGGCGCUCUGGCCUCCCAAAUUGGGGUUGGUAUCCUGGUAGUCAAGAGUGCGCUUUACUACACGGGUGCUUCCGUCUGGGGCGCGGUUUUGUUUUACAUCCCGGCUGGAAUCCUGGGCGCAAUCUCCGUGACGACGACCGUUCCUGCUAGACGCAAAGGCUACGCUAUUGCGUGCAUGGUGAUGUCAAUUCUUGCUGCCUGUGCAUCUGGCGCCAACAUCGCGUUGAGCUCUGCAUCGAUCAGUGUUGACAUCCGUAUCAGUGACACUGUAGCCGCUAUUGCCCUAAACUCUUGCAACCUCUUUCUCAGCUUGUUUGAGCUGGUCGUCGCCAUCGUAGCCGCCGCCUACUGCUGCUUGGUCACGGGAGAACUACACACGGCGAACAACACCAACAUCCAGUACGUCCCAACGUACAUACCCGGAGGAGGAAUGGGCCAACCCCCUGCCUACCACAACUAUGGCGCCCCAGUGAGCCAAACGACCACGCCCACGCCUAGCGCACCUACGCCCAUGCCCACACCGGAAAAUGAGAAAGUUGGCCUCGCCUGAAAUAUGGGAGACUUUGCCAUGUACAAUACAUCGUCAACAUCGGAAAGGGAACUGAACUUCAGAGUAGAGGAGUUAAAAUACUGAAGAACGACGUGCAUGCUCGUAACUUAAUCUGAAAGUAAAAACUGAAAAGGUGUCUUAAAGUAUAUACGUGUUUUUUUUUCUUCAAAAUUAUGAUUUUCUCUUCCGAACGAAAUUUGAAGGAAUACAAUGUCCUGCAACAAAUAAAUGUGCUUUUUUACUUUUGCCGGCCUUUAUACAGUAUUAAAAAGUGGUUUUAAAUGGCGCGCUCCCGUUCAGAAAUUGCGCACACUAUUCAGAACGAAUUAGGAGCGUCCCACGCUCUUUAUUCAAAAGUUGAACUUAGUUAAUUGAUUACUUGUCGUGGACCGAUUUUUACGUGCGAUGUCUCAUUGGAAAGCUCA
Molecule: messenger RNA, 1175 nt
Organism: Patiria miniata (bat star)
Lineage: Eukaryota; Metazoa; Echinodermata; Asteroidea; Valvatida; Asterinidae
Exons: 6
Coding region: 1-750 (249 amino acids)
Source: RefSeq, a predicted model, not a curated record